Messenger RNA from Scleropages formosus (Asian bonytongue), 2473 nucleotides. It is a transcript of the gene tbccd1, whose product is annotated as TBCC domain containing 1. The transcript is spliced from 8 exons. NCBI's taxonomy places the organism in Eukaryota, Metazoa, Chordata, Actinopteri, Osteoglossiformes, Osteoglossidae. The record is from RefSeq and is a predicted model, not a curated record. Gene Ontology annotation, cellular component: spindle pole centrosome. Bases 297 to 2036 code for a protein of 579 amino acids. Gene Ontology annotation, biological process: maintenance of centrosome location; maintenance of Golgi location.
UCCUACAGCGAUCAAACACACGCAAUACAGACUGUACGGAACUGCACGCUACGCGUUCGCUUUAUGUCGCUAGGGGAGCCGACACGCGCGUGCCCGUGAGCGAAGCGCGCCACCGAGAGCGAGCCGCGCGCUGCGACUAGGAAGCGGGCGGACGGCGCGAGACUCCAUAAGAAGAGAAACAGCGAAAGUUCCGCUGGAAAACAACUUUAUGUGACGCGCGCGUGGGCAGGCUGGAGGCUGGCGCGGACGCCGCAGCGGAAGGUUUCCUCCCAUCCAGGCUCCCCAUUUCGGCGACAAUGGAUGAAUGCAGCGCAAGGGUUUGGCCGCGCCUCGAACCCUUCUUGCUCGGGGCGCUUCAGGUGGCGCCUCCUUCCAAGCUGAGCCUGCACUACCUGCGCAAGAUGGCCACGUACGUGCGCACGCGGGACGGCUGCUUCCCCCACCUGGGCUGGCCCAUGUGGCGCCACAUCGCCUGUGGCAAGCUGCAACUGUCCGAGGAGCUCGCCUGGCUCUACUUGGAGACCUUCGACCUGCUGCGGCCCCACACGCCUGGUCAGAGGCUGGAGUGGGCCGAGGGCCUGUCGCAGUGCGCUACGCCCAGGGAGCUGGACAGGAUGCGCAGUAGGCUCUCCGUGAACACGCUGCAGUUCCUGCUGUUCCUCCACAUGCAGCAGUUCAAUCGGAUGUCUCUGCGCACCUCCCUCAUCGGGGAGGAAUGGCCGAGUUCGCGGAGCACGUCGCCGUCCUCCUCCUCGGAACGUGAAACGAAAGCCAGUUCUCCGAGCAAGAACUGGGAUGACCAGGCGCACAUGACCUUCAUCCAGAGCCACUUGGCGGAGCUGCUCGAGCUGUUGGUGGAGCCGGGGCAGCUGAGCGCAUCGGGCCAGGUGGUGCAGGACAGCCACUUGUCCCAGGAUGCCCUGCAGGGACUCGGCUUCCUGCUGGAGGGUUCGCUGGGCCAAGGCGGUGCGGUGCGGCCCCUGCACCGCCUUCUGGCUCACGAUGCUGUCCGAGUCCAGGCUGGGUACUCCAAGCUGAGCCGCUCGUUCUCCUUGCGACGCCUGCAGGCUUGGCUGCAUCGGGCGCUGAGCCUCAACCCCUUUGGAGUGUCUGCCUGCCUGCGCUCCGGGAAGAAGUUGGCUUGGGUCCAGCAAGUGGAGGGCGCUAUGAGGAGAGCCAGGAUUGCACGGAACACUCCUGCAGCUCCGCCGGGCAGCAAGGUUGUGGUGAUGGCCCAGGUGUUCCGUCAGACGCUCGCCAAGGACUCGGAGAAGCUGAAGGGGGCCAACGUGAAAGUGCACCGCUGCAGCGAGGCCUUCAUCUACCUGCUCUCCCCCCUCAGGUCCGUGAGCCUGGACAAGUGCCGCAACAGCACAGUGGUGUUGGGCCCGGUGGAGAUCGGCGUGCACGUGCAGAACUGCGAGAAUGUGCGGCUGGUGUGCGUGACGGGCCGCUUGACGGUGGGCUCCUCGUCCUCCUGCACCUUCCACAUCCUCACUCCCACCCGGCCCCUGCUGCUGCCCGGCAACGUGGCGCUUGUGCUGGCACCAUUCCACACGCAUUACCCUUCCCUGGAGGACCACAUGGCCUCUGUGGGCCUGGCCGUGGUGCCGAACGCCUGGGACCGGCCGCUCUUGCUCGGUGCCGAGGGCGCGGCUCCCGAUCGCACCCCUUACCGCCUGCUGCCGCCGGCAGAGCUCUGCCCCCUGGUGGUGCCCUUUAAGAUGGAGGGGGACACGUGCGAGGUGCCCGGAGGGUUGCCCCCACUUUACCAGCAAGCGCUUGAGUGCCGGGAGCAGCGGCUGCAGGACUGGCUGAAGAUGGUGAAGGAUGCGGAUCUCAAUAAAGAGCAGCGGAGAACCUUCCAGACCCUGGUGGAGCACAAGUUCCACGAGUGGCUGCUGGAGUCCGGCAACAGGCAGCAGCUGGACAGCCUCGUUCCGUCGUCCGAGGACGCCUCCACGUAUACGGGUGGCCCCGAUGCGAGCCGUCCGGACCGAAGGGAGGCGGUGAUGCGGAUGCCUACCGCCUGCUGAUGAAGGCACCAGCUCCGGGGCGACAUCGCUUCACUCCUCGCUGAGGGUGCAGGGAGACGGUGCAACUCCACUCUCCAAUUUGUGGGGCACUGCCAGAGAAACGUGCCACGUCUCUCUCUUCCCCUGUGCCGUGGCCUUCGAACUGCCCCCUUGGCAGCAUUUCUCUUGAGCGCGUGGAGCAACGCGAGUGCUGCAUUAUCGUCUCACGAUUCGUAGCAGACCUGAGAAACACAAAGGGAGAUUCCAAAGUGUCAUUUUCCUCUGAAUUUACCACUGUACAUUUUACAGGAAAUGUUUUGUACACCCGCCUUGCGCUGUAAAUCACUCUACUUGUCUCUAUUGAAUACCAAGUAUUUCAGCUGUAGUGUUUCUGUUUUGCUGUAGCAGCACUGAUCUGUUUUGUAAGAGCACAAUGAAUAAAUUUGUAUUUCUGACAA